AUGAACGAAGCACUUACAAAAGCUCCAUCUGAUGAUGAGAUUCAAAGUGCUAUGUUUGAUAUAAAUCCGGAAAAGGCUCCUGGACCAGACGGUAUGACGAGUCUCUUUUUCCAGAAAUACUGGGGCAUCACUGCCGAUGUGGUGCGUGAGACCGUGAAAGAAUUCUUCAGGAGUGGAACACUGGACCCCCGCCUAAACCAGACAAACAUUUGCCUCAUCCCCAAGACUGAGAGACCAAUCGAAAUGGCAGAGUUCAGACCCAUAAGUCUGUGCAACGUCUCUUACAAAGUCAUCUCCAAACUCCUGAGUAAGCGGUUAAAGAAGUGCCUCCCGAAAAUUAUCUCGGAGACCCAAUCGGCCUUUGUAGCCAAGCGUCUAAUCACAGACAACAUCCCUGUUGCUCAUGAAGUUUUCCAUGCCCUGCGGACAAACCCUGGAUGCCGAUCAAAGUUCGUUGCAAUUAAAACGGAUAUGAGCAAAGCUUUCGACAGAGUUGAAUGGUCCUUCCUUGAAGCGCUUUUACUAAAACUUGGAUUCUCUCCGCAGUGGGUCUCAUGGAUCAAACUAUGCAUCUCAUCAGUGUCUUAUCAAGUACUACUCAAUGGGGAACCAAAAGGAAGCAUUACACCAUCUCGAGGCAUUCGACAGGGCGAUCCUCUAUCGCCUUUUCUCUUCAUUCUCCUUACGGAAGCUCUUAUCUCCCAACUCCAAGGAGCGGAACGGGAAGGAAGAAUCACUGGCCUCAAAAUUGCCAGAAAUAGCCCACCCGUCUCCCACCUUCUCUUUGCCGACGACAGCCUCUUUUUCUGCAAAGUCGAUACGCAUCAAUGCUCGGAACUCCUCCGUAUCAUCCAUACAUACGGCCUAUCUUCGGGACAGCAGAUAAAUGUCGCCAAAUCCUCCAUUCUCUUCGGUAGUAAGGUUCCACAAGACAUCAAAGCAGCUAUUAAACAGUCCCUCGGGAUCUCAAAAGAAGGUGGAAUGGGGGUCUAUCUCGGACUACCAGAGAAAAUAUGUGGAAGCAAAAAGCAGGCUUUUGCUUUCAUCCAAGAACGGCUUCUUAACCGUAUCAACUCCUGGUCGGGGAAACUACUAUCCAAAGGAGGGAAGGAAAUCCUGAUCAAGUCCGUAGCCCAAGCUCUUCCCACCUAUGUCAUGUCAUGCUUUCUCUUACCUAUGGAGAUCAUUCGGAAGCUUACCAGUGCAAUUUCCCGAUUCUGGUGGAGCACAAAGCAAAAUAACAAGGGCUUACACUGGAUUGCUUGGAAAGAUAUUUGUAUUCCCCAAGAUAAGGGUGGACUCGGCUUCCGAGAUUUUAGAAACUUUAAUCUCGCCUUACUAGCGAAGCAACUAUGGAGGUUAGUCCAAUACCCCGACUCACUCCUCGCACGAGUCCUAAAAGGAAGAUACUACCGCCUUUCGAACCCACUAGACGUCAAAAAGGCGAGCUCCCCAUCAUACGUUUGGCGAAGCUUGAUGGCCGCUCAACCUCUCUUGAACGCCGGCCUGAGACGCUCGGUAGGCUCGGGGAACGGCACCCUGGUUUGGUCGGACCGAUGGAUCCCGGAUACCACGCCACGACCAGCUCUCCCCCGCGGCCCUUCCUUCGAUCCACAUCUCCGGGUAUGCGAUCUUAUCGACCCCGCGAACUUUGAAUGGAACCUCCUAAAGCUCCGGGACUUAUUAGCUCCCGAGGAUAUCCCCCUGGUUCUGAGCCUGCGAUUACGCCGCUCCAGUCGUCCGGACAGCUUUGUUUGGGCACCCACCAAGUCAGGAGCCUAUACAGUCCAGUCGGGAUAUACUCUUGCUAUGGCAAUGGACUCAUCUCUCGCCACAGUCCCCGUUACCGAGCCUAGUACUACGGCCCUAAAAGCCAAAGCUUGGUCUGUCAAAACGUCAAGAAAGAUCAAACACUUUAUCUGGCAGGCACUCUCAGACUGUGUUCCAGUCUGCAGCCGACUUUCAGACCGUCACUGUAGCAAAGAGAGGAAUUGUCCCCGCUGUGGAGCCGACAACGAGACCAUAAAUCACCUACUCUUCGAAUGCCCACCAUCGGUACAGACAUGGGCUCUGGCUCACCUCCCCCACUCUCCGGGUAUCUUCCCGAGCUCGUCAAUCUUCAGCAACCUAAACCACCUCCUCUGGCUCGCAAAAGAUCUUGGUAUUCCGACCUCUAUCUUGGAGAACGUGCCCUGGAUCUUGUGGUACAUAUGGAAAGCUAGAAACGAUAAACUUUUUAACGGGAAGGACACUUCCCCUCUGGAUACGGUCCAAGUAGCUAUCUCGGAAGCAGGCAACUGGAAGCUGGCGCAAAUCCUACAUUCAAACGAAGAAGAAGUCACGCCACCACUACCGCACGCACAAUCCCCCGGCCCUAGAUGCUCGAUUGAUGCUUCAUGGCAUAAAGACGAUGCACUAUUUGGCGGAGGUAUGGUCCUUUUGAACGAGGAAGGGGACACGAUCACCGGUUCAUUCUCUAGUAACCGGGGUCUCACCCCCCUACACGCAGAGCUUCAAACUUUGCUGUGGACUAUGAAGUCCUCACUUCAAAUGGAUCAACUAGAUAUGACCUUUGAGACAGACUGUCAGCAAAUGGUCAAGAUCAUAACCGACGAAAAAGAAGACGACUGGCCAGCUUUAUUGGUCGAACUUGAAGAGUUUCAUCACCUUCGUUCUAUGUUUAAUUUUUGCUAUCUACGUUUUAUUCCCCGUUCUUGUAAUAUCCGGGCCGAUGCUCUUGCCAAAGAUGCUCGAACUCGUGGUAAAAUCUUUUCCCAUGUAAACCCAAGAAUUCCGAAUCGGAUGGCUCAAACCAACCAAUCGGAAAUUCCUUAA
Raphanus sativus (radish) is the source of this 2835-nucleotide messenger RNA. RefSeq lists its product as uncharacterized. The record is from RefSeq and is a predicted model, not a curated record. The coding region runs from base 1 to 2835 and encodes 944 amino acids. Gene Ontology annotation, molecular function: nucleic acid binding; RNA-DNA hybrid ribonuclease activity. The transcript has a single exon. NCBI's taxonomy places the organism in Eukaryota, Viridiplantae, Streptophyta, Magnoliopsida, Brassicales, Brassicaceae.